Plodia interpunctella (Indianmeal moth) is the source of this 1215-nucleotide messenger RNA. Its product is annotated as probable RNA-binding protein 46. Lineage: Eukaryota; Metazoa; Arthropoda; Insecta; Lepidoptera; Pyralidae. The record is from RefSeq and is a predicted model, not a curated record. Gene Ontology annotation, molecular function: mRNA binding. The transcript has 6 exons. Gene Ontology annotation, cellular component: nucleus. The coding region runs from base 136 to 1215 and encodes 359 amino acids.
UUCAUUUUCUCAAUCAGCGAAGCCGCAAAACAAUUCUAGAUUCUUUCUUUUUUGGGAGUCAAUCGCGGUGAUCUACACCUUUCCGAAUCAUUUGCGAAUAUUAUUAUUAUAAGAAAAUAUUUUUUAUUGGCUAAAAUGCCUCCUGUUAAGCAUUUUUCGUCUAGUGAAGUGAAUCAGUAUGAAUUAUCGUCUAGAUUAUUAACACUAACAGAAAAUACCUCAUAUACACUAACACAAAUAAAUGGACAGAGAAUCUAUAGGAAAGCCCCACAUGCAUGGAGCGGACCAGAGCCUUCAAGAAAUUGUGAGGUGUUCAUUGGGCGGAUCCCUCACGAUUGUUUCGAAGACACCUUGGUGCCGCUGUUCCGGCAGGCUGGCGAACUGUUUGAGUUCCGGCUCAUGAUCAACUUUUCCGGUUGGAAUAGAGGGUAUGCAUUCGCGAUGUACACUACAGAUGCUGAAGCGAGCAACGCGAUUAGAAUGUUCAACAACUACAUGAUCCGGCCGUCUUGGCAGUUGGGUGUUUGCCCAUCGAUCAACAACUGCCGCAUCUUCAUAUCUCGCAUUCCGCCGACGACGCCAUCUGCCGAGAUAGUGCGCCUCCUGUAUGCUCUGACGGACGAAGUGCAGGAGGUCCGCAUCAGGCGCUCCAUUGCGUCUUGUGCAGCGAUCGUGGAGUACAAGUCUCAUCGCGGCGCGGCGAUGGCCAGGAAAGCGCUGGUGGCGGCCGCGGCUGCUGCAUGGGGCUGCGGGGCCAGGCCCGCUGUUGAUUGGUCGCUGCCGCAGUCGCCGCAGCUGUUGAAGCAAUAUCGCGAAAUCGGUCGCUGGUCGCCGGAGCGCGGCGUGGAGCUGACGCGCGCGCCGGAGGACGGCAGCGCCAGCUCCCCGCCGCUGGCCGCCGCCGCGCCCACCUACACGCUGGAGCCGUGGUCGCAGGCCCGCCGUCUGCGCAUGAUACACGAGGCGCAGCGCAACGCCGCCGCCGCUGCUGAGUGGUCUAACCGCAUCCCGAGCGCGGAGUCCCUAGUGUCGUCGAUGGCGUCGCUGAGCGUGGGCAUGGGGCUGGGGUUGGGGCUGGGGCUGGAGGCGGAGCGCGCGGUGUGGGCGCCGCCCAGCGCGGGCCCGCACGAGCCGCGCGCCGCGCCGCCCGACUUCAACCCCUGGACCGCACGACACCCGCUCGGCUUCAUCGCGCCCAACAAGAAUGACGAGUGA